UGUGUCCCCAAGGAUAAGGCCAUCAAGAAAUUUGUGAUCAGGAAUAUCGUGGAGGCCGCUGCUGUACGUGACAUCUCUGAUGCCAGCGUAUAUGACGUGUAUGCCCUUCCUAAGCUGUAUGCUAAGCUACUGUACUGUGUGUCCUGUGCCAUCCACUCCAAGGUGGUAAGGAACCGAUCCCGUGAGGCACGCAAAGACAGGACACCCCCGCUCCGCUUCAGGCCCAUGAGGGACGGAAAUGCUCCCAGGCCAGGUGGUGCUGCCGGAGGUGGCGGCGGAGGCAGUGGCGGCGGCGGCGGUGGCGGCGGCGGUGCCCCUGCUGGACCUCGUUAAGCACUGUACAACUUACAAAUAAACACUAGAGAGUGUAA
Molecule: messenger RNA, 371 nt
Organism: Pecten maximus
Lineage: Eukaryota; Metazoa; Mollusca; Bivalvia; Pectinida; Pectinidae
Product: 40S ribosomal protein S26-like
Exons: 3
Biological process (GO): translation
Cellular component (GO): ribosome; cytosolic small ribosomal subunit
Molecular function (GO): mRNA binding; structural constituent of ribosome
Source: RefSeq, a predicted model, not a curated record